AGCAAAGAGCUGGGUUAAACGGGAUCUCGGCGAGAGAGAGCUAAAGAAAAACGUAACAUCUGUAUAAAUGCGUGUAUGUAUGAGGGAUUCCACAGAUCCUGAAGGAUGUUGUGGGGGAGCAGGAGGAAGACAGAAAUCAAGAAUUGUGAAGCUGAGAUGCUGCGGUUUGCAGUAACUUGACAACUGAAAGGAGCCCUCCCCAGAGCCUCAGCACAAAGCACAAAGCUCGCCAUGACCCCAGCUGGAAAUGUAAAUCUGUCCUUUGCUUCGAGGGCUGCUGUUGAGCUGUACCUUAUCAACAGUGAGGCUUUUAAUCAGUUAAAAUGCUGACUUCUUAGCAAGGAGGGGCAAUCUUAAAAACAAAGUCUAUCUGGAGAAAAAAAAACCAAAAAAAACAUCAAGCCCAUACCUGUCUUUUUGUGUAUUACCUAGGCAUGGUUGUCAUCGAAUGAUAGAAAAUGUUUUCAGAAAAUAAAAUAAAAUCCUGCAUAGAAUUAGGAUUUUGCAAUAGUAACAUCAUUUAAGGGAGUCAAGUUUGCAGGAGGCAGAGUGGGAUCAAUACUUCAUUUUUUAAUUACUUUUUUUCUAAAUCUGCCAAAUGUGGCAUUGGCUCCAUUGUUCUGUGAAACUGCGGUCAGAAAAAUAGGACUAUUUUAGAAAUGUAACUUUAAACAUGAUUUAAAAUAGGAAAAGUGUUAGAUGGAAUGAGUUGAGACUAAUACCGUACUCCCAGAGCUGGCCUAUUAAAGCAUUACUAAUAGUUGGACGUCCAAGUUUAUGCAAACUGUCUCCUACCAUUUCCUUUCAAUUAGCUCUUAUGCAAACAAUUAAAAACUCUGUUCUGAUUCUAUGUGUUUUCAAAAGAGGAGUUUCAUGACAGUGAGAGAAUCUAUAUUGAGCAGGUCUGCCCAAGAACAAAAAGCAAUACACCUACUGUAGCAAAGCCAUUUAUGCUGAGCAACGUGACAUUUUAGGUCUUGGGCAUAACAAAAAUGUCAGUCUUCAGAAUGUUCUGAUGAUUCCUUUGUUUCUUUCCCCUCAAGUGAAUGAUGCUCAGAUGUGGAAGGUGGACAGGCAGAACUCCAAAUGUCAUGAAUAAAAUAUGUUUUCUCAAUUAAAUAAAAAUGAAGAGAAUAUGCAUUAUUUACUAUUACUGUAGAGCAGUUGUAUGACAUGUUUUCAUUAUUCUUUGUCACUUAUGGCACUCAGUGCAGAGGAAAAAAGGUGGUGAUUCUUGAUGUAUCAUGAGAAGACAUGGCAAGAUAUGUAUGAUCUUGUCAAGGAUGCUAAGAUUCCAUUUAUUAACAAAACCCCUUCUCAUUAGAAUUUCUAGUCCCAGUGUAUUAACUAUUUUAGCCAUUUAAAAUAUGAAACUAGAAACCUGAACUAGAAAUAAAACCAUAGAAUUAAAAUUCCCACAGAAAAAAAAAAAAAAAAUCAUGGGAAUUGGAAUUAGCAGGGAUUAGAAAAAGAAGUAUAAUGCAGAAAGGAGAAUUGGAUGCAGAACAAUUGUGUUCAGCUCACAGUCUUGACAUUGACUUGCAACAUUACCUGGAGCAAGUCACAGGGCCUUUCCAUGUUGCAAUCUGUAGCUUGUCAGAGACCAUAACAUUCUGAGAGGUUUGAACUCCAGAGUGAAAAAUGGUGGACAACCAUUAAAAAAUAUUCUUAAAAAAUAUUCUUUGUGAUCCUUCAUGUUUUUAAAUGAUGUGCGCAAUGGUAGGAAACUCGAUAGUUGCAGUUUUGCCUAGUCCAUCAUCUGACACGGGGAAGGAGAAUAUUCUUUGUCAUAUUCAUUGGUCAAAAACAAAACCAAAAAAAUGCCUCCAAUAAAUCAGGCAUAAAUUAGUUCAGUUAUUCAGGCAGCUAUUUUAUUAUGAUAGAAUCACAGAAUCCUUAGAGUUGGAAGGGACCUCUGAAGGCCAGCUGGUCCAAGUCCCCUUCAGUGAACAGGGACAUCCACUGCAGGAUCAGCUUGCCCAGGGGCCAGAUUGCUUGAUUAAGCACUUGCAAUAUAGAGAAAUAAUUUGAAUUGUCUUCUCUAAAAUUGUAGGUGCAUCUUUUGCAAUAGGAGGAAUGCUUGCCAUCAGUAUAAUUUUUUCUGAGAUAUACAGUCAGCUCCAGCUGCUCUCAUAUUUUAAAAAAAUUAGUGCUAUUGACAGAUGUGUUUUACUGACUCCCAAAUAAAUGCUUUGAACUCAAAAGGCUCAGCUAUUUUUGGAGAAUGUCACUCUUAGAACUAUGCCAGAAUAUCAACACCUCUGCUAAGCAGUGAACACUGAGAUGACAAAAGCACACGAGUGCAGCUGCACCUAUGGCAGGGAUUCUGCUGAUUCAGCUUUGUACAGCAAGAGCAUGAGGGUUUUUUUGUUGUUUUGCUUUCUAACUUCUGUAACUUUUGUCACCAUGAUAGCAUGACUUAAUGGCAUAUGUAACACCUUAGUCUGUAUACUGAGUACUUUGGUCUUUGUUUCUCCUGUAGAGGUUUGGAUAUGCUGUGUCAAACCUCGGGGUGUUUUUGUUACCAAAAAAGGUCCCAGUGAGGCUACUUUCCUGAAUAUAUUAAAGGAGAAUGCUGUGUCUGACCCACGUGUUGCAGAGGAAAAAAAAAACCCUGAACUUAGAGAUUAGAGAAAUUGCUUUCAAAAUCCAAAGCAGCAGUAGUGCUAUUCUGGGAAUCAAAGGCUUUAUGUGGUGUAUAUUAAAAAAACAGGUAAAUGGUCAAGUCCCUAAUGGAAUAAUGUCUUAUUUUUCCAAGAAGACAUGCUCAGAUCCUGUGCAUUACAGCUAUGUUUUCUAUUAUUUUAAAUACUCUAUUAGUUGCUUCCUGGAAGGAAUGCAAGGAACGAUUUACAUUUCCAUGUGUGUCAUUGUUUAGACAAAAGUGAUAGUUGAGUAAUUCACCUAAAAGCUCUGGGUCCUCUGAAGUACUGGGAAGGCUACUCUUAUAAACAUCUAAGAUGAAUCCAAUUGCAUCUUUCUGGGCUGAAACAGAGGAGGAAUAAGAAGCUGAACAUCUCAGAUCUUGUACAUGAGCAAGGUUACAUGGAUUAUCAUUAUAACUCAGGAUCUCUAAGGAUUUAGUAGAUUACAGCAGGAAAUAGAAAGGUCUUUUUCAGUAGAGGUGCCCAUUUCAUCCUGAAUCAGAAAUGAAGGUACAGUACACUUCUAGGAUUUCUAGUAGCACUGCAGAAUCAGUGGUCUGGAUUUUACGAUGGGAGGUAGGCCAAGGUGUAGAGUUUUUGUGAUCAAUGAAGAUCAAACAAUGAAGCCACAGUCGUUGUGGAGUGAAGGGAGUAGAAGGAUGGCAAAGUGUGCUUCAGCCUUCCUGGCUUCUCCAUGCUGAGAGAAGGGUCAGUGGUUGUAGGCUGAGCAGGGACAGGAGAGCCUGAGAGCAUCAGACAGAGUGCUGAGAUGGUAACUGUGGCAGGACAUUCUGGAGAGAGAGCUAGAGAAGCUGACUUGACUGAAAUUAACCCCAAUUACUCUGACAUCUGACGGAUGUCCACCAAUACUUCUACUUGUAGUACUCUUUGUUACUCACAGUUGCUGUUGUUUCACUUAAUGUGAUUGAUUGCAUCGGAGUGACUUCCUUUGCACAACCAGAGGAAUGCUUCUUCUGACUUCUGAAUUCAAAUGAGAUACGUUCAAGCAAUGGAUGCAUUCCAGAGUUGACUUGGCAUGCCUGCUCUUGCAGGUUGAAAUGAGAAAUAGCUGCAUGAGUGGAAGGGAUUUCCAUCAGUGUGAAUGGUGGAGAAAGCCUCUGAUAAUCAGGAAAUUCAAGCUUUUGUUCAGUAUGGAUACGCAAGCAAAGUAAGAUGUGGUGGUGUUCUGGAAGGCCAACCUCCCAGCAAACAGCACUGUUACUAACCCUGGUACUGAGGAACUCAAGAGUCUCAUCUUUUCUGAGAAAAAUAAUUGCAUAGUUUGUGUUUUUAGAGUUUGAAACUCUAUUUGUUUGGUGUUAACUUUCUCCAUUUGCUUUUCUGUCACAUGCCAGAAGUAGCAAAACACAAUGUAGGGUUUUGUGCUUUGUGGAGUUUACUACCCUUUUGAGCAGUACAAAUUCAAUUUGGUUGGAAUCAUAGCAUAAAUAAUCUUCCUGUUCAGUUAUUAUGAACUGAACUAAAGCCCUUUAAUAAAAUCAAUGCCUGCAUGUAGUGUUUUCUCAGAGCAGCAAGGCAGUCUGCUUACAUACAGUAAUUGGACUUGUGACAGGUAAUUAAAUGGCUUGUAAGGCCUUUAGGAUGCUUGAUUACAUGAAAAUCACUAUGCUGAUACAUAGCAAAUGAAGUGGAUAAGAACACUAUGUAUCAGUUGAUUGAAGAGACACUAAAGCUCUUACACUUCAUUGGAUGGAAAGAAGAAAAUGAAAACAAGACAAAGGACUAUAAGCAGCAGUAACAUUAAAAAAAGGAGCAUAGAAAGGAGAAUGUACUUGGAAACUGGGUUGCCUUGGUUAUUUUAAGUCAAUCAUGCUUACACAAGCUGUCAAGUCUUGACUGCUUCAGUAGAUCAUUAAAUAAUGAACUUGUUCUUUGUGAUCACAAAAUUGGUAAGACAGCCAGAAUUAUUCAGCAAGGGGUGGGAGCUCUUCACAAAACUUACAUAUAAUUAGAAAUGAACUGAUAAUCCAGGAAGCACUAAGCUCAUACAGGAAUACAUGACAUAUUUUAUAACUUGAACACGGGAAGUACCAUACAAACGUGCAGAAGUACUUCUUUGUGGUAACAACAGUCAGCAGUCUUUGGGAUACCUAUCAAAACAGAGAUGGCUUCACAAAGCCAGUCUGUAAUAUUUUUAAGAUAGUGGAAUACAGAGAUGCCUCAAUUCCUUUCCUGCCUGCUUAUUUUUAUCAGCAGGGAGUCAGCACUGGGAGUGAAGGAAGCAGGGCAAGAGCUGGUGUACAAGCAGCAAGAUUCCCAGAGAUCUGGUGGAAUGGAGUGUGAUGCGAUGAACGGUGUCAAUGGAAGCAUAGCUCCAUACGUGGAGGCCUUUGAUAGGCUGCUGAAUGGAAGCGUUGCUGAGUUUCUCAGGCACAGCAAGAUUCUUGAAGGUGAUGUGAAGACACAUGCAGAGAUGGUACGUGCUGCUUUCCAAGCACAGAGAUCUUUCCUGGUGUUAGCAUCUCAAUGUCAAGAGCCUCAAGAGAAUGAAGUGGCAGUGCUUCUCAAGCCAAUAUCUGAGAAGAUUCAGGAAAUACAGAACUUCAGAGAAAGAAACAGAGGAAGUCAAAUGUUCAACCAUCUCUCAGCCGUCAGUGAAAGCAUUCCUGCGCUCGGCUGGAUCACAGUGUCUCCUAAACCAGGCCCUUAUGUCAAGGAGAUGAAUGAUGCUGCCACCUUUUAUACUAACAGGGUAUUAAAGGACUACAAGCACAGUGAUACACGUCAUGUUGAUUGGGUGAAGUCCUACUUGAACAUCUGGUCUGAUCUUCAAGCAUAUAUCAAAGAACAUCAUACUACAGGUCUCACCUGGAGUAAAACUGGUCCUGUCGCAUCACCCACGUCUAUGAGGUCUGUCCUAACCAGUGGGUCGUGCCCCUCUUCAACACCUCCUCCACCACCGCCUCCCCCGGGACCUCCACCCAUCUUUGAUACAGAAACCCCCCCAAAGGAUGAAGGAACGGCAUCUCGCUCAGCCCUGUUUGCACAGCUUAACCAAGGAGAGGCAAUUACCAAAGGGCUUCGCCAUGUCUCUGACGACCAGAAGACUCACAAGAACCCCAGCCUACGUGCCCAAGGUCCACCCGCUCGUUCUCCCACGAAAAGCCAUACUCCAAGUCCCACCUCCCCCAAGAACUCCCCGCAGCAGAGCCAUGCCCCCGUCUUGGAGCUAGAGGGGAAAAAAUGGAGAGUGGAAUAUCAAGAGGAUAAGAAUGACCUGGUCAUUACCAACACUGAACUCAAGCAAGUAGCCUACAUCUUCAAGUGUAACAAGUCUACACUUCAGAUAAAAGGAAAGAUCAAUUCAAUUACUAUUGAUAACUGUAAAAAGUUUGGCCUUGUGUUUGACAACGUUGUGGGAAUCGUGGAAGUGAUCAAUUCCAGGGAUAUUCAGAUUCAGGUGAUGGGGAAAGUGCCAACCAUUUCCAUCAACAAAACAGAAGGCUGUCACAUCUACCUCAGUGAGGAAUCAUUAGAUUGUGAGAUCGUGAGUGCCAAGUCUUCUGAGAUGAACAUCCUCAUCCCCCAAGAUGGCGAUUAUAAAGAAUUUCCGGUUCCUGAACAGUUCAAGACAGCGUGGGAUGGAUCUAAGUUGGUCACUGAACCUGCAGAGAUCGUGGGUUAACCUGACAGCACCCGGCGCUCACUGACCGUGAUCAGACCACAGCCAGCAGAAACAACGCAGCAACGUGAAGAACUAGAAAUAGCAGUAGCUCCUACUGCUCUCAUAGGCCUUCAAGCAUUAGCUGUGCAUGCUAGAAACAAUAACUCGUCUGGCACGCUUUUGUUAGGCACCUCAGCAUUUCAAGUUUCCAGUUUGCCUUCACUUACGGUUUUACUUCUCAAUGAUGUCAUGUGAAUGUAAUGGCUUGAAACCCCUGCCUUCCAGCCACCUCAUUGGUUUGAAACACUUUAUUCGUUAAGCCAAAACACUGCAUGAUACACUGUUAUCACAUUGCUUCCGGGCAUUCCUUUUUAUGUUUCUGCUAAUCAAAAACAGCAUUAAGACUAAGAUGAGAUUCUCACCUCUUAUGCUAGUCCUGUACAAUGCAGUACAAACACAUCCUGAGAGAACUAUCUGACAGUUCCUUGUAGUUCUCUGGCAAUCUUUUUAUUUAAGCAAGCAAAAAAGGCUAACUUUCAGCAAUACAUUUUCCUAAUGGAAGAUGAAAUAAUAUGAUAUUUUAAUCUAACACUUUUCUAAUACACAUAUUUAGAGGAUCCCUGCAUUUUCAGCAAUACAAGGUUUUAUUCUGGUCCACACAGACUUGCUGUAACCCUCUCGUUUCUUAAGAAUCAGGAAUUUUUUUGAAACUGAAGCCUCACUGAGCUAACAGCUUGCAGCAAAUCACCUGAAAGUUUUUGCUCCACAGGUAUCUUUUGUUGUUGUUUAUAGACACAAUCUCUCAUGCUUUAAAGUUUCACACUGUAUCCUGCAAACUGCACCUUUGCUAUUCAGCAAGCUGGCAUGGGAAGUACCAUGAGUGGGCAGGUGGUUUUCCCAGGGCAAGAGGCACGCAUCAGAUUCACUUAGUUUGCUUGUUAAAGUUCCUGUAAAAUCUAUCAUAGCUGUCAUAGUUUCUGUUAAUUAAAAUAUCUUUCCAUUUCUUCCCUGCAUUUCUAACACUUACUCAAUUUCAAUUACAUCCACAAAGCAAAGCCAUAGACUUAUGACCUACCAGUUGAGCCCAAACAAAGCCCACUUGGCCCUUCAAUUCUGCUUUCUAUAGUCCCUAUUGUAC
Lagopus muta (rock ptarmigan) is the source of this 7408-nucleotide messenger RNA. RefSeq names its product cyclase associated actin cytoskeleton regulatory protein 2 (gene CAP2). Gene Ontology annotation, cellular component: cytoplasm. Bases 4822 to 6291 code for a protein of 489 amino acids. Gene Ontology annotation, molecular function: adenylate cyclase binding; actin binding. The record is from RefSeq and is a predicted model, not a curated record. The transcript is spliced from 13 exons. NCBI's taxonomy places the organism in Eukaryota, Metazoa, Chordata, Aves, Galliformes, Phasianidae. Gene Ontology annotation, biological process: cell morphogenesis; regulation of adenylate cyclase activity; cytoskeleton organization.